AUGCUGCACGCACUGCACUUACUGCCCUUACUGUUCCUGCUGGCAAAGACUGCCCCUACACAAGCCUGGUCACGGCCCCUCUGGUACCAGGUGGGGCUGGACUUGCAGCCCUGGGGUUGCCAGCCCAACAGCUUGGAGGGUUGCAAGGGUGGCCUGGGCUGUCCUGGCUAUUGGAUGGACCUGGGCAUAUCAGACCACAUCUACCCUGUGGCUGGGGUCACCGUCACCACCACCAUGAUGCUGGUGAUCAGCCGAGCGGUGUUGCAGCGGCGCCGUGCACUGAUCCCCAAGGCUGAGCAUGCACAGGUGACCACUGAGCCUUGUAGACCCAAGAAGCAGCGGGGUCCGAUCUCAGACCGAGCCCUUCUCUUGGGUGUCCUGCACAUGAUGGAUGCCCUCCUGCUUCAUAUAGAGCGCCACCUGCAGCGUCUAGCCACCCAGUCACAUAUCCAAAUAAAAGGGAGUCCCACUCAGAGUGGGUGA
This is a messenger RNA of Orycteropus afer afer, 483 nucleotides long. It is a transcript of the gene TMEM89, whose product is annotated as transmembrane protein 89. The transcript has 2 exons. The record is from RefSeq and is a predicted model, not a curated record. Lineage: Eukaryota; Metazoa; Chordata; Mammalia; Tubulidentata; Orycteropodidae. Bases 1 to 483 code for a protein of 160 amino acids.